This is a messenger RNA of Indicator indicator, 2250 nucleotides long. It is a transcript of the gene DRC1, whose product is annotated as dynein regulatory complex subunit 1. Bases 1 to 2250 code for a protein of 749 amino acids. NCBI's taxonomy places the organism in Eukaryota, Metazoa, Chordata, Aves, Piciformes, Indicatoridae. Gene Ontology annotation, biological process: axonemal dynein complex assembly; cilium-dependent cell motility; regulation of cilium movement. Gene Ontology annotation, cellular component: axoneme; axonemal dynein complex. The transcript has 19 exons. The record is from RefSeq and is a predicted model, not a curated record.
AUGGCCCAGGAGUGCAGCAUGGCCCAGGAGUGCAGCAUGGCCCAGGAGUGCAGCAUGGCCCAGGGUGCACUCCUAUCUCCUUCCCUCUCCACCCAGUCUCCUGAAGAGCGUAUCGCUAGCCGCCGCCGCCUCACCGCUGCCCGCCUCGAUGCCAAGCGCCGGGAGACCCUUGGAGAUGCUGCAGAGUUGAAGGUGGCUGUGGAGGAGGAAGAGCAGAGAAAGAGCCACAAGCUGAUUGAGGAGACAAAUCGGAAGCUGACCAAGCUGCUCUUUGAUGGCACGCAGUUGGUGACAAACAUCCAGGUUGCUGCUGACUUGAGGGAAACACAGAGGAGAGCAGAAGGGGCAGAGCUGAAGCUGCAGAGGGUGAAGAAGCUGGAGGAUGAAGCCAAGUCUAACGCAUACAAGCUUGAGGAGAUCACCUCUAAGUGGGCCUUGGCCAAGGAAAUGAAGAUCCCACAGGAGCUGUGGCAGCUGCUGAACCAACAGCAGCAACAGUGCACGCUCCUUCUGGAGGAGAAGAACAAACUCAUCAGUCACCUGAAGCAGGAGCUGAAAAACAAAGAUGAGCAAUAUGUGGAGGCCAUCAAGAAGCAGUCAGAGGAUAUCCACCUGCUUUUGGAGAGAAUGGAGGAACAGACCAGAUUCAUGCUGAAAACUUACCGCCACAAGCUGCUGCAGAUUGAGAAAGCUUUUGAGCUGGAACGUCGAGAGCUGCUGGACAACAACAAGAAGAAGUGGGAUGAAGCCAUCCUGGCCCACAACACACAGCAGCUGGAAUACCUGCAUGCCCGUAUGAGGAAGGUGAAGGAGUAUGAGAGACAGCUCAGUCAGCUGCGGGCACAGGAUGAGGAGGAGUACACCAGCAUGAAGAUCCAGCUGCAGAGCGAUGUGCAGAACCUGGAGAAGCAGCUCCAGCAGGCGAAAGCCAUCUACCGGCUGAACCAGGAGAAGCUGGAGUACAACCUCCUGGUGCUCAAGAAGCAGGAUGAGGAGAACACCAUCCUCAGAUCCCAGCAGAAGAGGAAGAUCAACAGGCUCCACAGCUUGCUCAACAACCUGAGAACAAAACUGGCCAACCAAGAGAAGCAGCUUGAGGAAGAGAAGCAGAGCCUGGCAGCCUACUGCAAGUCCAUCAAGAGACACUGCAAGGAGGUGCAGAGGAGGAUGAGGCACUCUGCUGCCGUUGAUGCUGCAAAGUUCCUGGAGGUCUGGCUUAUGAACGAGAAGGAAGCCAAAGGGCUGAUACAGAAAGCCUUGGAUGCAGAUCGCAUCAUCCACACCCAGCUGCUGGGGCUGCCCUGGGAACAGCCUCAUUAUUGGUUCCUUGACAAUGUUGGCCCUCUCAAGUGUGCCAAGGAGAAGAGGAUGGCAACCAAGCUGGCUGAGGAGGUCCUGACAGAGAGCACAUCUAGGGGACAGCAGGAGGAAGAAGGAGGAGAGAAGGGAGUGGACAGUGGAGAAGGAGGAAAAGAAAACACAGAGAAGGCUGAGGAUAGAGUCACACCUUUGAGAAAUAUCUCCAAGAAGACUGCCAAGAAGAUCCUGGAGCUCGUGAGCGAUGAGUUGGCUUUCCUUGUUCCAAGCACAUUGUUGAAGCCCCUGCAGACACUGAAGAGGCAUGAGCACACCCUCAUGAAGCUUGACUCCAUCUUUUCAGCCCUCAAGAUUGACAGUGAGGAUGACCUGUAUCAGCUGCUGGAUUUUUUCCUGAAGUACAAAGCCCAAGGAAUGACUGUCAGCCAGAUCCAAGACAGCCCAGGUGGGGAAGAUGUCAUGGAUCCAGCCAAGGACAGAGAAGAAGGUGAAUCUAGUUGGCAGAAGGAGAAGCUCAAGUCCCCUAGCAGCUCGCUCUGCACCCUUCCUUCCAUGUAUUUCCAUGCUGAUGACGUCCUGAAGAUCCUGAAGGCGUUUAUGAAGGAUCGCACCAAGCCCAGGGAGAAGGAUGAACCAGCCAAGAAGGUGCUACAGGUACAGGACAGCUCCAAGGAUGGAGAAUACUGGGAAGCCUUGGCACAUGUUAUACCUGAGCCAACACUGAAGCUGUGGGAUGCACUGGCAGUGGCACUGGGAGAAUAUUACAAGGUGCUCACAGGCCGGGUCAGCCUUCUCUCCAAAGUAGCUGCUCUGCAGCAGGAGAACUCAGAGCUGUAUACCCUGCUCAAGGAGUUCAUCAGCUCCAAGGUGAGUACCAACCUGCUCCCCCCUCCCAUGCAGGAGAUGGACCUCUGUCCUGGGGAAGUGCAGUGA